CCUCAUCGCACUAGACAUUGUUCAUCUCGACUUUUCUCUUGUAUCCAUCUCGUCGACUGUAGCCUCGAUACGACCCCCUCCACCCUUCGCUCCCCGCCAUGCUCCUCACCAAGUCUGCCGUCCGGGCCGUCACCGGGCCUCUCCGCCCUCUCGGGGCCCUCCGGAACUAUGCCCGCCCAAGUGGUCUGGCGGAGAUCACCAAGCCGCGCCCCGACGACGUGGUGAUCACGUUCGCAAAACGCACCCCCCUCACCCGCGCGAAGAAGGGCCUCCUCGCGCACACGUCCUCCGACGCGCUGAUCUACAAGCUCUUCAAGUCUGGCCUGGCUGACUCUGGCGUCGACCCCAAGCUCGUCGAGGACAUCAUUGUCGGAACAUGCCACCCCCCCUCGCCUGCAUACGAGGUGCGCGCCGCCUCCCUCGCCGCCGGAUUCCCCGAGACCACGCCUGCACAGGCGAUCAACCGCCUCUGCGGCUCGGGGCUGAUGGCUAUCCGGCAUAUCUCGGACAGCAUCCGCGUUGGCGAUAUUGACGUCGGCGUCGCAGCCGGGUACGAGAGCAUGAGUAGCCACGCCCGCCCCACGCCCGUGUUCAAGGAGGAGGCCAUCCUCGCCUCCCCACCCGCGGUGGACUGCGCCAAGCCCAUGGGCUGGACAUCGGAGAUGCUCGCUCUCGAGUUCGACGUCUCGCGCGCCAAGCAGGACAAGUACGGCCUCCUGUCGCACCACCGCGCGAGCGCCGCGCAGAAGGCAGGCAAGUUUGAUGCCGAGAUCAUCCCCGUGUCCACCACUGUGCCGUCCGACCCCGAGGACCCCGCGAGCGCGCCCAAGAGCGUGACGGUGACGCAGGACGACGGGAUGCGGCACGGCCUCACGGCCGAGAAGAUGGCCUCGGCCAAGCCUGCGUUCAAGGGCAUGGGCGACGAGCGGAGCACCGGGCCCAACUCGUCGCAGGUGACUGAUGGCGCGGCCAUGGUGGUCAUGAUGCGCCGCAAGAAGGCCGAGGAGCUCGGGCUGCCCGUGCUCGCGACGCACAUUGCCACGUCGGUGGUGGGCGUCACGCCCAAGAUCAUGGGUGUUGGGCCCGUCUACGCCAUCCCUGCGGUACUCGAACGCGCAGGCCUCACUACCGCCGACGUCGACCUGUACGAGAUCAACGAGGCCUUCGGGUCCAUGUACGCCUACUGUGUCGAAAAGCUCGGCCUCGACAUCAACAAGGUCAACGUGAACGGCGGUGCCAUUGCCCUCGGCCACCCGCUCGGAGCUACCGGCGUGCGCCAGGUCGUCACCGGCGUCAACGAGCUGCGACGUGAAGGAGCACACGACGGCAAGAAGAUUCUCUGCACGAGCAUGUGUAUUGGUUCCGGAAUGGGCGCGGCGGGCAUCUUCACUGUUUAGUGGGCUAGGUUAGGUUGCAUGUAGGCAUAUUGGCUGUGUGCUUCUUGGAGGUGCGGUGGG
Messenger RNA from Vanrija pseudolonga, 1457 nucleotides. It is a transcript of the gene Acaa1a, whose product is annotated as 3-ketoacyl-CoA thiolase A, peroxisomal. Gene Ontology annotation, molecular function: acetyl-CoA C-acyltransferase activity. Lineage: Eukaryota; Fungi; Basidiomycota; Tremellomycetes; Trichosporonales; Trichosporonaceae. Bases 99 to 1397 code for a protein of 432 amino acids. The transcript has 7 exons. The record is from RefSeq and is a predicted model, not a curated record. Gene Ontology annotation, cellular component: peroxisome. Gene Ontology annotation, biological process: phenylacetate catabolic process; fatty acid beta-oxidation.